AUGGCGGAUGUGUUGUUAAGUGAUGCCGAAAAAACUUUUAUUCUUCAUGGAAUUCAGGACAAUCUCCGAGAAGAUGGGCGAGGCUGUGAUGAUUAUCGGCACAUGGAAAUUGAGACUGAUGUAGUCUCCAAUACCAGUGGUUCUGCCAGAUUACGUUUGGCCAAUACAGAUGUACUUGUUGGAGUAAAAGCUGAACUUGGGGUUCCAGAACCUAUAAAACCUAACCAAGGUCGCUUGGAGUUUUUUGUUGACUGUUCUGCAAAUGCCACCCCUGAAUUUGAAGGAAGAGGAGGAGAAGUUCUUGCAACUGAGAUCAGCACAAUAUUAUCUCGGGCUUAUGAUAAUCCAAAUGCUUUAGAUUUAAAAUCAUUGUCUGUGAUUCCUGGAUCUCAGUGCUGGAUUCUGUAUGUAGAUAUUUUGUUAUUGGAGUGUGGAGGUAACCUUUUUGAUGCAGCAUCCAUAGCUGUUAAAGCUGCACUAUUCAGUACCAAAAUCCCAAAUGUAUCAGUUUUGAAAGGAGAUGAAGGUCAAAUGGAACUUGAAAUUUCAGAUGACCCUUAUGAUGUGAAACAGUUGGACAUAUCAUCAUGUCCAUGUCUGGUAACUUUGAGCAAAAUUGGCUAUUUCCAUGUUGUAGAUGCUAGUCAAAAGGAAGAGGCAUGCUGUCUUGCUAGAGUUAUCAUGGGAAUCACACAGACAGGUUUAGUAACAGCUUUGAAAAAAGAGGGGUCAGGAAGUUUGGACCCAGAAAGUGUGUUUGACAUGAUGGAAACUGGAAAGAAAGUUGGAGAAAUUUUAGGUAAAAAUUUGACAGCUGUUCUGAAAGAAGAAGCAGCUCUUGGUAAAAAACGAAAAUUGGUUGGCUUUUUAAGAUAG
Molecule: messenger RNA, 876 nt
Organism: Acanthosepion pharaonis
Lineage: Eukaryota; Metazoa; Mollusca; Cephalopoda; Sepiida; Sepiidae
Source: the annotation of a GenBank genome assembly